Pseudopodoces humilis (Tibetan ground-tit) is the source of this 1803-nucleotide messenger RNA. It is a transcript of the gene HROB, whose product is annotated as homologous recombination factor with OB-fold. Gene Ontology annotation, biological process: recombinational repair. The record is from RefSeq and is a predicted model, not a curated record. NCBI's taxonomy places the organism in Eukaryota, Metazoa, Chordata, Aves, Passeriformes, Paridae.
CCAGUGAACCCCAUCCCAGUAAACCCUAUCCCAGUGAACCCCAUCCCAGUAACCCCCCCGCCCUCCGGCCCCUCUCUGGGCAGGGUGAGCGUCCCGUGGGGUUCCAGGGACCCCCAUGCUGGGGAGCAGCGCCCCAGGAUGAGCUGGACAAUGCCCUUUUCCUGGCCGCCUGCAGGGAGCUGGAGGCUCCCGAGGUGCCGGUGGCGGCCGGCGCUGCCCCGGUGCCCCCCCGGCGCUGCGAGGAGCCGCCGUGGAAGUGCCCAGGGAAGGAGAACGCUCAGGAAUGUGGGAUCCCCAAAAAGCUCCGGGUGGGAGAGGAGCUGGUCCCCAGCUCCAGGGGGCUGCAGGACAGGCAGGGCCCCCUCCCCAGUCCCAAACUGGUGCUGCGGCCCAGCGCGGCCGGUGCCUGCGCCCCCAGACCCUCCCCUUCGGCGGGAGAGCCGGGAAGCGCCGGAGGCUCCAUCCCUGCUCCGAGGGCUCCGUACAUGAGGCCUGUCCAAGCACCCCGAGCAGGGAGCAGCUCCCCGGUGCCCUGGACCCCCCCAGCACAGAGCAGCCCCCAGCCCCAGCUGCCCCCCAGACCCCCCUCAGGCCCCCCCAGCUCCGUGGAGCCUCCGAGGCCUCCGCUCCAGCAGCCCCCCAGCUUCCCAAAUCCCCCCGUGGCUCCCAACGCUCCCGGCCCCCCAAAGCCCCCGGUGGUCACCAACCACCUGGUGCAGCUGGUGACAGCGGCCAGCAAAGCCCCCGGGGGACCCCCGCGAGCCCCCCCACGCAGGGAGAGCCGGCGCUUCCCAGGGCCAGCCGGGAUCCUGCCCCAGCAGCACUCUGGGAAGCUGCUGGAGGAGAUCCUGGUGUCUGCUCCCCAAGCUCCGGCUCACGGGGCUGUGGCGAAGCCGCGGGCUCAGGCACUGCCCAGCUCCCCGCUGCCCACGGAGGAGGAUUUCGGGAAGGGGCCCUGGCUGGCCAUGAAGAUGGAGCUGGGGCUGGAUGAGAGAGAUCCCAGCUGCUUCCUCCACACCUACAGCGUGGUUAUGGUGCUCCGCAAGGCAGCCCUGAAGCAGCUCCCAAAAAACAAGGUCCCCAGCAUGGCUGUGAUGAUCAAGACCCUGACCAGGAGCAGCGCCGGCGCUGGCGCCGUGUUCCGGGACCCCACGGGGGAGAUGCAGGGCACGGUGCACCAGCUGCUGCUGGAGCAGAGGCAGAGCGAGCUCCGAGCCGGCUCCGUGCUGCUCCUGAGGCAGGUUGGGGUCUUCUCCCCCUCCCACCGCAACCACUACCUCAACGUGACCCCCAACAACCUCCUCCGCAUCUUCCCGCCUGAGCCCGAGGGCUGCUCCCCUCGGCAGGUCCCUGCCCAGGCUGAGCUGAUUCCGGACCCCCCUGCGCAGCCCCCUCAGGGUGUCCCUGUUCCUGAGGACUGGGGACAGUCGAGGACAAGUGGACACAGCGCAGAGCAGCAUCCUGGGGGCUCCUCCCUGUGCCCACCGAGCUCUGGUCCCAGCUGGGAAGAGCCGGUGGGAGCUGAUGGAUGUGACACGGAUGACCUGGACGGGCUCCUGGGAGAGCUGCCCGAGGAUUUCUUCUCAGCCCCGGCUCAGGUUGACUGCGGCUGAGCCCAGCAGCUGCUGUGAGGGUGACGGUGCUGGGGAGCAGGUGACACACCUGCCACCCUCCUGCUCCUGUCUCUGCGUGUCUGCGCUGUUUGUUGUGGAGCUGAGAGCUGGGGAGACCCGGGGGGGACGCGGGCUCAGCGCUGUCCCCGCUGCUCCGGGCACACCGGCCCCUCUCGCUCCCAAACCUGCA